GUCAGCAGGCACGUUAGUUUCCUUUCUGUCUCUCUCUCUCUCUCAUCUUCUUUGAGCCUCCCAAUUUCUUAUACAGACACAGUCACACAUACACAUAUACACACAUAUAUAGCAUGUAUAUAUAUAGCCAUGAAAAAGGCGUAUAUAAACAUAAGUAAAAAAGAAAAAGAAACAAGAGUGACAAAUACAGGGCACCAGCUCCUCCAUCUUCAAUAUCUCUACACCUAAAGAGACACCCAGAGCAUAAGCACAGAGAUUUGUCCUUCUCUCUCCGUUUCUCUGUGUUUUUAACUUUCAAAGACAUCUCUGGUUGAUUGGCCAUGGAAGCAGAGAACGGCGGGAAAUUAGAAGAAGGUUCUGGAAACCACGUGUGGGGAGGAGAAGAGGGUCAUGCCCAUGAAGCCUCUCCGAGCAGUCCACUGAGUUCUCUGGAUCUCGCCAUUGACGGCGCCAUGAACGCUUCGAUCGAGCAGUUGUAUCACAACGUGUGCGAGAUGGAGAGCUCAGAUGAUCAGUCGCCGUCGAGGGCAAGUUACAUAUCGUACGGUGAGGAAUCGCGAAUCGACUUGGAGCUAAGGCAUCUGGUAGGAUACAUCGGAGGAGAAGUUGCAGAUAAAAAGAAAGAAGUUGUCUUGGAGAAGAAAGAAGAGGGCAGUGACAGUAAAAACAGAGGAACCUUGACUCACAAGAAACCAAGCGAUCCCCCCUCCAACGGUAAGAAGUCUGCGAAAACGAGCCCUAGUCGAAAACUCUUGGGGUCGAGGCUCUUUCUGAAGAAAAACCAGGAAUCUGUGAAGAAUUCUGCGGAGACUGAUGAGGAAAGUCCCGAUCUUGGACCAUCGUUGUUGAAACAAGCGAGAGAGAUGGUUUCUUCGGGCGAGAAUCUGAACAGAGCUCUCGAUUUGGCGCUCAGAGCGGUGAAAACCUUCGAGAAAUGCGCGGAAGGAGAAAAACCCGGGUUGGAUUUGGUGAUGUCUUUACAUGUUUUGGCAGCCAUAUACGCUGGUUUAGGGAAAUAUGCAGAGUCAGUGCCAAUUCUCGAGCGUUCCAUCGAGAUACCGAUGAUCGAAGAUGGCGAGGAUCACGCUCUGGCGAAAUUCGCAGGUUGUAUGCAGCUCGGCGACAUGUACGGACUAAUGGGUCAGAUCGAGAACUCGAUCCUGUUCUACACAGCCGGUCUGGAGAUCCAAAGGCAGGUUCUUGGAGAAUCAGAUGCAAGAGUGGGGGAAACUUGCAGGUACUUAGCAGAAGCUCAUGUUCAAGCAAUGCAGUUCGAAGAAGCAGAGAGAAUUUGUAGAAUGGCGCUUGAUAUUCACAAAGAACAAGGGCCUCCACCUUCUGUGGAAGAAGCUGCCGACAGGAAACUGAUGGGACUGAUCUGCGACUCGAAGGGAGAUUACGAGGCUGCCCUUGAGCAUUACGUUCUGGCAAGCAUGGCCAUGUCUGCUCAUAACCAGAGAGAAGAUGUCGCUUCCAUAGAUUCCAGUAUAGGAGACGCUUAUAUGUCUCUAGCUCGUUUCGAUGAAGCCAUUUUCGCAUACCAGAAGGCAUUAGCCGUUUUCAAACAGACAAAGGGAGAGACACAUUCCUCUGUAGCAUCUGUUUAUGUCAGGUUGGCUGAUCUGUACAACAAGAUCGGAAAGCUUCGCGAUUCCAAGUCGUACUGUCAAAACGCCCUCGGGAUCUACCUGAAACCAUCUCCAGGAACGCCGUUGGAGGAGAUAGCAACUGGUUUCAUCGAGAUUUCUGCGAUUUACCAGUCGAUGAACGAGCUCGAAAAGGGUUUGAAGCUUCUGAGACGUGCCCUGAAGAUAUACGAGAACUCGCCUGGCCAACAGAACACCAUUGCAGGGAUCGAAGCUCAGAUGGGUGUUAUCUGUUACAUGAUGGGGAACUAUCCUGAAUCUUACACCAUCUUCAAGAGCGCCAUCUCGAAGUUUCGCAACAGCGGAGAGAAGAAAACGUCGCUUUUCGGGAUCGCUUUGAACCAGAUGGGACUCGCCUGCGUUCAGCGUUACGCCAUUAACGAAGCAGCGGACUUGUUCGAAGAGGCGAAGAGCGUCCUCGAGAAGGAGUACGGUCCGUACCACCCGGAUACCUUGGCAGUUUACAGCAAUCUUGCCGGCACAUACGAUGCAAUGGGCAGAUUAGAUGAUGCUAUAGAGAUACUGGAGUAUGUUGUCGGAAUGAGGGAGGAGAAACUCGGGACGGCAAAUCCCGAGGUGGAAGACGAGAAGCGGCGGCUUGCGGCGCUGCUCAAAGAGGCCGGAAGAGCCCGGAGCCGCAGAAACAGAGCCCUUCUUACCCUGUUGGACAAAAACCCUGAAACUAUACCAAACAAAGGACAGACGCCGGUUUACUAAUAACCGGUUAUAAAUCCGGUUUACGUGUAUAUAUACAUACAAAUCUGAAUAUACGCGGAAAAAAAAAUACCAUGUUUUCCCCCUUUAUUCAUAUAGAUGCAAUGUAGUAAUCUUGAACAACCUUUUUGUUGCGAUGCUCUGUAUACUUAUGGGCGACUAUAAUAAAGAGAAACGGUUAGACCUCGUUUUCAUUA
Tarenaya hassleriana is the source of this 2557-nucleotide messenger RNA. RefSeq names its product nephrocystin-3. The record is from RefSeq and is a predicted model, not a curated record. Lineage: Eukaryota; Viridiplantae; Streptophyta; Magnoliopsida; Brassicales; Cleomaceae. The transcript has 3 exons. Gene Ontology annotation, molecular function: protein binding. The coding region runs from base 321 to 2363 and encodes 680 amino acids.